Messenger RNA from Bolinopsis microptera, 1602 nucleotides. RefSeq lists its product as uncharacterized. Lineage: Eukaryota; Metazoa; Ctenophora; Tentaculata; Lobata; Bolinopsidae. The record is from RefSeq and is a predicted model, not a curated record. Bases 33 to 1241 code for a protein of 402 amino acids. The transcript has 2 exons.
UCAUCACCAUUCACCACCACAGCUCUGACUUUAUGACAACAUUCAAACGUUUAUUUUUAAACCGGCUCAAUUUUUUUGGGCACAGAUUGUGUUGGUUUGCUUACUUGCUUACUAAAUUUGAUUAUUUUUCAGGUGGAUAUAUAAUGGCAAGUGUAAUACUUCUACUCUCCUUUUCUCUUCUAUUGGAAAGAAGUCAGGGGUAUGUAGACGAAUCACCUGACCCUGAUUUCGCUCCAAAGCAAUCUCUUGACAACCCAGAAAGAAGUUCUAAAAACGUGGAAAAGAGUGAACAUGAAAAGAAAAGUGAUUUAAGCAAACCUAUGAGACUUGCAGGACACUACAGAUUUUUAAUAAAAGAAAUCCUGAAACGAGACUUGUUGUCCAAUUCUGAAAAAGAACUUUUUGAAAAUGCAGAUAAUGUUGAUCCUUAUUCAAUCGCAGAAGCAAUUUUACGACUGAUCCCUGAUCUGCCAGAAGAACACUCUCAGAAUACUGAAACCCUCUCUUGGUCCCUACACAAUCUGAACCAAGAUACUUUUCAGAAACUCGCUGUUACUUAUGCCAUUUCAAUAUUUAGCUUGGGUUAUUUGAACAAGAGAUGUCGACACUUCCUUGUAUCACUUCACGCGAUCCUGUUGUAUCUGUAUGCCGUGUACUCUCGCAUCAACCUCCAGUACAGUGAAAUCAGGGGACGGAAGUUGGCUACAAUCAGCAACCUACCAAGCCACUGUAAAGAGGAGUUUAGCAUUUCCAGCUUCCUCUCCCGCACCUGGUCCGUACUACAAAUAGGAGACAAAUGUGUUAAAUAUCACCAGCAAGUUUUAACAGACCCUCUGUACGAGAUACAGUAUCUAAAGUGCUUCUUCUACCCUCUGGUAUCAAGUCUGUUAACCCCUCUAACAGUUCUAGGUGAAGAGCUGGGACCCUUCCUGGAGAACGUGUUGAACCCUUUCCCAUUCCACCUACAAGUAUUCGUCAUAGCGUUUGUUAGUGUUGUCAUGGGCGGUCUGAUGACUACAGUUGUAACUGUAGCUAAACAGAGACCAGGCUCUUCAGUAACCGCACAAACUGAACUUAAGGCACAGUUAGCACAAACUGAACAAUUAGCUCUGAUUCACAAGGAGGUAAUGCAGGAGCUGGUAGUAAUGAAGAGAGACGUUACUGAGUUGAAGAACAGUGUUAGUUUCAGUGAAAAGAGAGACUCUUCUUUAGAAGUGCAGAGACCUGAGUCAGUGCUGUAGAGAUCUGUUUAUAAGUAUUCUCUUACAAAUUAAAACCCACUAAUAGUGUUUAGAUGGUAAAACCUAAAUCAAUAGGCUCUAUGUAAUAUUAUAAGAAGCACGUUUAAUGUAAUACUCAAUUUUUGAUAUUUUAUUUUCGACAUUUCUGUGGUUUCUAGCUUUAGUUGUCAUAUUGUUAUUUUUUGUUAGAAAAAGAAAUUUAAGAUUCUUAAAUCUUUUAGAUUUGUUAUGAUUAUUUUAUUAAUGAUUUUAAAAAAAAAGAUUAUUUAGGAUUUAUUUUAUCCAUGUGGACCGUGGUGCAAAAUUUAAGUCAUAAAUUUGCUUCUCAAAACAUAAAACAAUCUGAUUUUGAUCUUCUGAC